UAGAUCAAUGAAUAUCUACCUUUAAUCUGUGUUUUACAUGAUUCGCUUCUAAUAGUCAAUAUUAUUAAAAGGCUGCAUGCUUUCAGUCAGCUAGUACUUGUAAAGGUGACAGAAUUGUGUUAGGAUUUUCAUGGCUAUUGGGGAGUACCUAGAGGGUUUCAUAAGACUCUGCUGUCCACAAUCUAGGACAUAUCAGCAAGUUGCCACAUGUGCUGGUACAUGUUUGUCAGAAAAUUAGUUCAAAAGUGCAGAGAGAAAUGGUUGGGAAGUUGAGCCCCUUAGCACUAGAUUCCGGGACACUGGUUCUCAAUUCUGUAUCAAAACUGCAGUGAACAACAUUGCUUGGCUUAUUAAAGAUUUGAUUUCUUUCCAGUGACAGCAUAUAACAUAUAACACGAUGUGAAGGAUUUUUUUUUUUCAAAAUGGUUUUCACUGUGAUAUUGGUCAUCCUAGUGCUAUGCCUCCUGUUUUAUGCUGUGUUGGAGGACUUGUACCUCUUCAAGUUCAAAAGACUACCCCCUGGGCCACUCUCCCUGCCUGUCAUUGGGGGAGUGCAUCUAUUGGGGAAGGAACCCUACAAAAAUGUCCUCAAAAUGAGUGACAAAUACGGAGACUUAUUUAGCCUGAGACUUGGAAUGCGCGAGCGGGUGGUUUAUGUGGUAGAUCCAGAAAUAAUGAAGCAGCUUUUCAGCUCCCCAUAUCUAGCUGAUCGACCCGAAAUCCCGUUCUUCGACAUCAUCUCACAAGACGGCCAUGGAAUUGGAUCUCGACCCUACGAUUUCAUCUGGAAACUGCACACCAGGAUUGUUCAUUCUAGCAUCAGUAAAGUCAUUCAGACCCAAUUGGAUGAUAUGCUUCACAACUCCUUAGAUCACUUGUUUAAAAUACUUGAUGACACGUGUGGUAACCCUUAUGCACCAGAAGAAGUUAUUCCCACCAUUAUUUUGAUGGUCAUGGGCAGUUCCAUAUUUGGACAUAAAUACAGCUCUGUGCAUGACCCGCGGCUGAGGCUUAUUAUUUGGCUGAAUGACCAGACUACCAGCGGUCUUAAUCCCUUUAAUCCAAUUAAUAUGAUACCUGGAUUAAAAUACAUCAGCUUACCUUUUUUCCCAAAUUACAGGGACCUAAACCAGGCCAAAGACAAAAUGCUUGCGGAGGAAUUUGAGCGCCAUUGGGCAAAUUUUGAUGGCAAUCUGCGAGACAUUAUGGAUACGGUCAUAAAAGAACUGAAAAGUGAUGAAAAUGGCAUGAAGUUAAGACAGGAACAAGGGAAGGACUUCCUACAACCCAAGGGUCUCCUUAUGUCUCUGUUUACAUUGAUAGUUGCAGGACAGCAAACUUUGGCUGUUAAUCUUCUCUGGAUGCUGCUUUACCUGGCUAAGCAUCAGGACUGUCAGGAAAAAAUCUACAGGGAGCUUAGAAAUAACACGGUGGGCCCUGAAGAUUUCGUGCACAUCGAAAACAAGGACAUGUUUCCCUACACAACUGCUUUUUAUAUGGAGACAUUGAGAUUUGUCACUUCAGCACACCUGGGAAUCCCUAGAACUGCCUCUGCAGACAUACCUAUCCGAGGGUACAACAUUCCUAAAGGUACAACAGUUUUCCCCAAUAUUUGGAGUAUGAGUCGGAGUGCCAAGUACUGGUCAAAUCCCGACGUGUUUCUCCCUGAGAGAUUUCUGAACAUUAAAAACAAAGACUCCCUCAGCAUUCCCGGCUUCUACAUUUUUGGGUAUGGUCGACGCCCAUGUACGGGACAUCAGAUGGGCAGAACCUGUCUGUUCUCAUUUCUUAGCAACAUUGUCAACAAAUUUCAUGUAUCACUUCCGGAUGGGGAGUACCCAGACAUGAAAGGAACUGCAAACCUGCUCAUUGAGCCACCAAAGUACAAGCUGUUAUUCAAAAAGAGAUACUAACUUACUCAAUAGCUACGAGGGUUGUUGGAAAAAAUUGCUGACAAAGUGAUUUACAGAGAAAUCACUGUGUACUUUGUAGGAUGCCGUAUAUAUUAUUUAAUUACUGUGUACUUUGUAGGAUGGCAUAUAUAUUAUUUAAUGACUGUCAAUUGAGAAUACCUAUGCAAAAAAUCGUAUGAAUUUAAUAGUUCAUUCAAAAUAUACAGCCAUUUUCACUCUGCAUGAAUUAGAUUUACAGAGCGCCAUUUCAUAUUUCCAUGACGUCAUGUGACGUCUAACAACUGAAAGGCUUUCCUGUUACUAUUUUUCAAAGUAAACACCUUUCAUUUCCACAAACUUUUUGUGUCAUUUAACCCAUCCAUAAAAUGCAGCUUCAUACCAUUAUUUGUCAAGAUUUUGCAUAAUGUCUUAUGUGGCAAAUCAUAGAUCAUUUAGGUCAGAAAAUCUCUGUCUGCAGUUUUAAUAAUUAAAUCAAAUUCCAUAAGAGCAGGAUCUGGAUUGUAUUGAGAGGAGGGGAGGGAGGUGGGGGUUCCAGAAAGAGCUCAAAAUAUCAGUCCUUCCAUCUUUAAACAUCCGAGUCCAUUUGUAAACCAUUGUCUUAGACAUAUGUGGGCCAAUCAAGCAGCAUCUAAGAACCUUUUGGUCUUAUCAGAGAUUUCCCCGCCUGCAUAAAAAAAUGAAGGCCCGGUGCUCCAAGAUGUCCAUUCACUUUAACGUUUUUGACAAAUUUUCAUGUGCGGAUCAUACAUAUUCGGCAAUAAAAUGGUCAGAAAUUCUUCAUUGAUUGAAAUUUUUUAAAAAUGAACUUCAUAAGUAGUUUUAAUGUCAUAUGAAAUAUCGUUAAUUUUUAUGAGUUAAAUGGUUUCUUAAUAAAGAAAAAAUGCAUACAAAAUAUAAAAAAAUCAAAAACUGACAUGCUCCAUGGAUCGUAUCUUUAUCAUAAUGAUUAAGCUGUAUAUUUUUUAUGGUAAAUUUCUUUAAAAAAAACAAAUCUUUACAU
This is a messenger RNA of Magallana angulata, 2913 nucleotides long. RefSeq lists its product as uncharacterized. Bases 423 to 1913 code for a protein of 496 amino acids. The record is from RefSeq and is a predicted model, not a curated record. The transcript is spliced from 8 exons. Gene Ontology annotation, molecular function: heme binding; oxidoreductase activity, acting on paired donors, with incorporation or reduction of molecular oxygen; monooxygenase activity. Lineage: Eukaryota; Metazoa; Mollusca; Bivalvia; Ostreida; Ostreidae.